Vigna unguiculata (cowpea) is the source of this 1841-nucleotide messenger RNA. Its product is annotated as Ubiquitin carboxyl-terminal hydrolase family protein. The record is from RefSeq and is a predicted model, not a curated record. Gene Ontology annotation, molecular function: RNA binding. Lineage: Eukaryota; Viridiplantae; Streptophyta; Magnoliopsida; Fabales; Fabaceae.
UUGAUGACAUUUUUCUGUGGGAAACAUGAGUAGCUUCCGCAUGCAUUCCAGAAUAAUUUAAAAUAGAAUAAAAACGUGAUAUAUUCACAUACUAUACAACAACCUUCACCAAAUGGAAAAGCAACCAUAUUCAGAGAUGAUGAUAAUUUGAUUCUUGGAUGGGAUGGAAUCAAGUUUAAUUCUAUUCUUCUAUAAUGUAUAAGUAAAACAGGGUAGAGUCUGGUUCCAUUUCUUGUUCGUGAAUUCAAUGAUGAUGAGAAUAGGAAAUUUUAAUCAUGUGGAGGCCAGGGUGUCUUUGAUACAGCAAUGGUUUUUUCUCCGAAGAUUGUCUCUGUGGUCGAUGAAGAAGGAAGCAGAGUUAGAAUCAGCACUCUCACGCAAUCGACGAUGGAUAGUGAACAACCAGAUAAAGAACAUCAUCCUCCGAUAUCCCAACAACGAAAUCCCCAUCGAAACCCUUCAGAAGAAGUUCAAAACCCUCGAUCUCCAGGGCAAAGCCCUCAACUGGCUCUCUAAGUACCCAUGCUGCUUCGAAAUCCACGAUAACCGCUGCCGCCUCACCAAACGCAUGAUGAACCUCGUCGCACAGGAACACUCCCUCAUCGACUCCCUCCAACCCCUCUUCGCUCGCCGCUUGGCCAAACUUCUCAUGCUAACCCUCCGCAACAGACUCACCGUCCUCAAAAUCAACGAAUUCAAACGCGCGUUUGGCUUCCCCGACGAUUACGUAAUCAGGAUCCUGCCCAACUACCCUAAUUUGUUCCGUAUCGUCAACGAGAGCGGCAGGAGGAGUUCCAUGGCCAUUGAGUUGCUGCAUUGGGACCCUGACCUCGCAGUCUCCGCCGUCGAAUCCUCCGCUGCGAAGCACGGUACGCCGCCACGUUUUUCAUGUUCCUUGCCGUCUAGUUGGGUGAAAUCCUGGGAGAGAUUUCGCGAAUUCGACGAAAUUCCUUACAUUUCGCCGUAUUCGGAUCCUCGAGGUUUGGUGGAGGGGUCCAAGGAGAUGGAGAAGAGGAAUGUCGGUUUGGUACAUGAGUUGUUGUCUUUGACUCUUUGGAAGAAGGCUUCGAUUGUGAAGUUGGGGCAUUUUAAGAGGGAGUUCCUUUUGCCCGAUAGGUUGAAUGUGUUCUUGCUCAAGCACCCUGGGAUUUUCUAUGUUUCCAAUAAGUAUAAGAUUUACACUGUGCUUCUUAGGGAGGCCUAUGUCGGGUCUCAGCUUGUGGAUAAGGAUCCUUUGGUGGUUGUGAAGGAGAAGUUUGGGGACUUGAUGCAGGAGGGGCUUCAUGAAUACAAUCAGAGGCGUCGCCUCCUCAAUGUUGAAAAGAGAAGGAGGUCAGGGGUUCCAUUGAUUAGUGUAGAUGGUGCAAAGGGUAGAAGGAGAAGUCACGAAGUUGAUGAUGAUUAUGGUGAUAGUAAUGGUGCAGAUAGUAAGGUGGGAGGGUUAUUUGACCCUGAAGAAAGAAAACGGUUUUAUAGAGUUCUCUUUGAUGAUGAUGUUUCUUGAAAUUCAACCUUGGUGUAUAGAUUGUGCGUUUGAUUUGCCUAGUUUGGUGCAUGUUUGGAUAACAGUUGCAUCCUUCCAGUAGUAGCUUCAGAAUAAAAGAUACUAAAGGCCAACAUUAACAUUUUCCUAAAGUACGAGUCCUACAUGGUUAUCCAAUCAUGCUCUUAGACAUUCUACCCUCUUUCCCAAUAAAUAACUGCAUACCACAUUCUCCGAAAUUAAUGGCCUGUACUUCACUACUUAUCCACCGAAUAGAUCAAGUCUUAACCUUAAUUCUUUCUGUAUUAGAUUCUCAUCUCAUUAAAAGAAUGGUAAGCUGCAGUUGCCAUUUUGUCAA